Molecule: messenger RNA, 582 nt
Organism: Miscanthus lutarioriparius
Lineage: Eukaryota; Viridiplantae; Streptophyta; Magnoliopsida; Poales; Poaceae
Source: the annotation of a GenBank genome assembly
AUGCGGUUAAAUUCUGUGACCGCCAAUCGAGCACAGCUGCAGAAGACUGCGGAAUUUGCAAAGUGGAUACUACAAAUUGGUAAUGGAGACACGGUUUCAUUAGAUGAGGAAUGGGUUACUAUCCCCAGUGACCUGUUGCUACAAAAAGGAGAUGAUCCAAAAGCAAAAAUCAUUGAAAGCACCUACCCGGGCCUGCACGACAACUGCUGUGAUCAGAAGUUCCUAGAAGAAAAUGCAAUAUUGUGUACAACAAAUGAGGAUGCCAAAGAAAUCAACGAGUAUGUUAUGGAACAAAUCCAGGGUGACACAGUGAGUUAUCUGAGCAGUGACAGUGUGUCCAAAUCGAUGCACUACAACCAUGAAAUGGAGCAUCAAUAUCCAACUGAGUUCCUCAACACCUUAAAGCACUCAGGAAUUCCAAACCACCAGCUCAAGCUCAAAGUUGGCCUGCCGGUGAUGCUUCUUCGUAACAUCAACCAAACAGCGGGGCUGUGCAACGGUACUCGAAUGAUAAUCACACGACUUGGGGAAAAGGUCACUGAAGCACAGAUCAUAACUGGAGCAUGCAUAGGGGAUAAGUAA